Parus major (Great Tit) is the source of this 3300-nucleotide messenger RNA. RefSeq names its product histidine decarboxylase (gene HDC). Gene Ontology annotation, biological process: histamine biosynthetic process; L-histidine catabolic process. The transcript has 12 exons. Lineage: Eukaryota; Metazoa; Chordata; Aves; Passeriformes; Paridae. Gene Ontology annotation, molecular function: histidine decarboxylase activity; pyridoxal phosphate binding. The coding region runs from base 112 to 2085 and encodes 657 amino acids. The record is from RefSeq and is a predicted model, not a curated record.
UAAAGGGAGCUAUAAAGGGGGAAGCAGCUGGCAGGACACCAGACCAAGCUGACCACAGCUCCCAAAAGGUUGUGGCCCAGGUUUGAAGAAAAGCACUCCUAAGGAAUCGGUAUGGAGCCCGAGGAGUACAGACAGAGAGGGAAAGAGAUGGUGGAUUAUAUUUGCCAGUACCUGAGCAAUGUGAGAGAGAGACGGGUGACUCCUGAUGUACAGCCAGGUUACAUGAGAGCCCAGCUGCCAGACUCUGCCCCAAUGGACCCAGACAGCUGGGACAGCAUCUUUGGAGAUAUAGAGAAGAUUAUUAUGCCAGGGGUAGUCCAUUGGCAAAGUCCACACAUGCAUGCCUACUUUCCAGCUCUAACUUCCUGGCCUUCACUCCUUGGAGAUAUGUUGGCUGACGCAAUUAACUGCUUGGGAUUCACAUGGGCCUCCAGCCCAGCCUGUACAGAACUGGAAAUGAAUGUGAUGGAUUGGUUGGCUAAAAUGCUGGGCCUUCCAGAUAAGUUCCUGCACCACCAUCCCAACAGUGUGGGUGGAGGAGUAUUACAGAGCACCGUGAGUGAAUCAACCUUGGUUGCACUGCUGGCAGCAAGGAAGAACAAAAUUCUGGAGAUGAAGGUUUCUGAGCCAGACACUGAUGAGUCCUUGCUCAAUUCUCGCCUCGUUGCUUAUGCAUCUGAUCAAGCACAUUCCUCUGUAGAAAAGGCUGGCUUGAUUUCUCUUGUGAAGAUAAAAUUUCUGCCUGUGGAUGAGAACUUUUCCCUCAGAGGUGAAACUUUGAAGAAAGCCAUUGCAGAAGACAGAAAGAAAGGCUUGGUGCCAGUCUUUGUUUGUGCAACUUUGGGUACAACUGGUGUCUGUGCUUUUGACAAUCUCUCAGAACUGGGUCCAGUCUGUGAUGCUGAGGGACUCUGGCUUCAUAUUGAUGCUGCAUAUGCAGGAACAGCAUUUGUAUGUCCUGAAUUUCGAUAUUUUUUGGAUGGAAUUGAAUAUGCAGAUUCCUUUACAUUUAAUCCUUCUAAAUGGAUGAUGGUCCACUUUGACUGCACUGGAUUUUGGGUUAAAGAUAAAUACAAGUUACAUCAAACCUUCAGCGUUAACCCUGUCUACCUCAGACAUUCCAAUUCAGGAGCUGCAAUUGACUUCAUGCACUGGCAAAUUCCACUGAGUCGUCGAUUUCGUUCUUUGAAGCUGUGGUUUGUGCUUCGCUCAUUUGGGGUGAAAAAGCUUCAAGCUCAUGUCCGACAGGGUACUGAAACAGCCAAAUUCUUUGAAUCCUUGGUUAAAAGUGACCCACUCUUUGAAAUUCCUGCCAAGAGACAUCUUGGACUGGUUGUAUUUCGCCUGAAGGGUCCCAAUUGGCUGACAGAAAAACUCCUGAAAGAGCUAAGCAGUUCUGGCAGGCUCUUCCUCAUUCCAGCAACCAUCCAUGACAAGUUCAUCAUUCGCUUUACUGUGACAUCUCAGUUCACAACCAGGGAAGAUAUUCUGCAGGACUGGAACAUCAUUCAACACACUGCAGCCCAAAUCAUUAGCCAGAAUUAUGAGUCACACUACAUCAAUUCUGGUGAUGGGGCUUCUUCUGAUGCCAUUAGUAAUGCUCCUCAGCUUUAUUUAGAUGGAGGGAAGUACAAAAUACCUUCCAGAAAAACAGUAGUUCAGCCUAAGACAUUAUCAGUAAGUCCCAGUACAUGUGUGAUUAGUCAGCAGGUAAAAGGUCAAGAGGAUCCUCUGGAUGACUGUUUUCCAGAAGAUGUCCAAGAUGUUACCAAACAUAAGUUAACCUCUUUUUUAUUCAGUUAUUUAUCUGUUCAAGGCAAGAAAAAGACAGCACGUUCCCUUAGCUGCACCAGUGUGCCAAUGACUGGUAAUCUGGAGCAAUGCAACCCCAAAGCAGCAGCCACUGACAAGAAGGAGUCUUGUGCAAAUGCCAGAGUUCUUUCCAGGCUGCCUGAAGACAUGAUGAUGUUCAAGAAAGGUGCCUUCAAAAAACUAAUUAAAUUCUACAGUGUCCCAAGCUUUCCAGAGUGUAGCAUUCAGUGUGGCCUUCAGCUGCCUUGCUGUCCUCUGCAAGCCAUUGUUUAACAAGUAAGAGAGCUUGGUCCUUAGGAAGAGAAACAAAGUUUGCCUAUUCACAUGCAAUACUACAUGUUCUUUUGUUCAAAAUGUAAGCUGUGGCAAUGACCACUGAAAAAAUGCCUGUGCUUUUACUGGUGAAAACCUCAUGUAUUUAUAGGUUAAAAUGUCAAAUAAAUCUUGUAGGCCUAUAACAUGAAACUCUGUUUUGUAGACUGUGGUAAAGAAAAUGCUGAUUUCUUCCUUACCAGUCCUGGUAAUGGACAGUUUCCAGCUGGUAGGCUGGAACCACUUUGACAAAGUAUGCUGGUCCCAGGACGGGAUGAACAAUUUAAGUCUCUAUUUACACCACUAGUUGGUUUGUUUUUUGUUUUUUAAUACCUUGACUUGAACUCUCUAGACUGAUGUGAGGAUCUGUGUGUGCAGACAAUGCCAACAUCAGUUUUGAACUGUGCAAAGAGAAGGAUGUAACUUCUCUAAGAGAUUUUGCUGCAGUAGGGCAAUUUUCCCAGAGUUAAACACAGCAGCCCUGCCAGUCCAUCUGUUCUAAUCAGCUAAGGGAGGCUUUGUGCAGCCAUGUUGCAAAACAGUUGCCCUUGCAAAGCACCUGUGGCCUUUCUCAGCGUUACCUAAGGUCUGUACAUCACAAAUGCAUGAGAAAAAAGAGGAGGAAUGAUAUCUCCCUCUCUCUCACAACAGAGAACUAAAGGGGCAUUAUGGAAGGCAGGGUCUCUAUACAGCAAACAAAUGUUUUGCUGCAAGAGACCAGUGAUUUAUGUAUAUAAGAAACUGGGCGGGAGAGAAAAAUCUAUUAAGGACAAAUUUCAAUUUAGGGAUACUACAGUUGAGUCAGGAAGCAUGGUGAUUGCUAGGACUUUAUUCUGGGAAAGCACUGCUUGAUGCUCGCUGCUUUCCUUGCAGUUGUUUCCAGACACCUACAGUCACCCUGUCUGAAGGCAGAGCACUCAGAUGGAUCUUCCCUCUGAUCCAGAACACCAAUUCCUGGGUUAUAUCAACAAUGAGCCUAGUUCAUAUCUAGACCCUUAUACAACAUCAGCUAAGCUCAUCAGCUAAGAUGCAGGUAGAGUUGGAGUAGUUCUGUUUCAUUAAGACAAUCUCAUAUUCACACUUUAUUUCUGCUAAAAAAUCGAUAACCACGUUUCAUAUCACUUUUAAUAGUGCUAUUAAAUCUUUCUGUUUACACAAUAAAGCAAUAAACACACA